UCACCAUCACCAUCGCUCUCAACCUCAACGUCUCUCUCACUCUUCCUAACUCCUCAACCCCCCACAUUCUAACAAGCAACAAUGGGUCUUCGUCUUGGUGACACCGCCCCCGACUUUGAGGCCGAGACCUCGCAGGGCCCCAUCAAGUUCCACGAGUACAUCAAGGACUCGUGGGCCAUCCUCUUCUCUCACCCAGAUGACUACACCCCAGUGUGCACCACUGAGCUCUCGGCGGUCGCUCUCUCGUCGGCCGACUUCAAGUCGCGCGGUGUCAAGCUCAUCGGCCUCUCGGCUAACGACGUUGAGUCGCACCAUGGCUGGAUCAAGGACAUUGACGCCUUGACCAACGGUGCCGACCCCCUUGACUUCCCCAUUGUCGCCGACAAGGACCGCAAGAUCUCGGUGCUCUACGACAUGCUUGACCACCAGGACGCUACCAACGUCGAUGCCAAGGGCAUGCCAUUCACCGUCCGCUCAGUUUUCAUCAUCGACCCCGCCCAGAAGAUCCGCCUGACACUCACGUACCCCGCGUCGACGGGCCGCAACUUCCCCGAGAUUUUGCGCGUCAUCGACUCGCUCCAGCUCGGUGACAAGUACAAGAUCACUACUCCGGCCAACUGGCGCGCACCUGGCGGCACGGACAAGGUCAUUGUCCACCCCUCGGUCCAAGGCGAGAAGGUCAAGGAGCUCUUCGGUGACGACGUCGAGGUGGUUUACCCCUACCUCCGGUUCACCUCGGACCCCUCGAAGAAGGAGAAGGCGUGAAUUGUAGCAACAAAACCCGGCGCCUGAGCGCCCACAUCAGGAAGGCCUCGCUCUGGUAUUUUCGUAAUUGUAAUAUGAUGACGAGUUGUUGAG
Cutaneotrichosporon oleaginosum is the source of this 858-nucleotide messenger RNA. Lineage: Eukaryota; Fungi; Basidiomycota; Tremellomycetes; Trichosporonales; Trichosporonaceae. The record is from RefSeq and is a predicted model, not a curated record.